AUGACCUUUCGAAGGUCUAUUGAGACCAUCAGCAGAUACUUCAGGGAAGUAUUGUAUGUUGUUGGUGAACUAAGAAAUGAAAUGAUCUUGCCACCUUCAACUGCUACACCAACCAAAAUUAGAGAUAGCCACAGAUGGUACGCCUAUUUCAAGGACUGUAUUGGUGCCAUUGAUGGCACUCAUGUGCUAGCAAGAGUUCCUAGAAAUCAGAGAGCUGCCUUCCUUGGCAGGAAACACACCACAACACAGAACAUCUUAGCUGCUGUAGACUUUGAUCUAAGGUUUACAUAUGUUCUUGCUGGCUGGGAGGGAUCAGCACAUGAUGCCCUUAUCCUUGCUGAUGCCCUUGAGAGAGAAGAUGGUCUAAAAGUGCCCCAAGGUACUGGGGUUAGGACUAACAAGGGUUUUAAGGAAAUCCACCUUAACUCUGUUGCUAAAAAUGUCUCCGAGUUCUGUGGCCAAGAAGUAACAGGCCAGCAAGUGUACAAUCACCUUCGUAAGUGGAGGUCUAGGUGGGUCAAAGUUUGCAAACUAAAGGACAUUAGUGGCGCUCUUUGGAAUGAGGAUACCUUUGUCAUAAGCUUAGAAGAGGGUCAUUAUGCUGCUUACAUCAAGGAUCACCCAAAAGAUGCUGAUUACCUCAAUAGGCCCAUAGAGAACUAUAUGGCUAUGCAAAUCAUUUUUGGAAGUGGGGUUGCCACUGGUAGGUUUGCAAUGGGUUCAAAUGAGCCUUUGGGCAAGCCAAGUGACAUUGUUGACAUCUUUGAUGAUGGCAUUGAAGUGACCUCAGAGUUUGUUGAUGCUUCCAAUCUAACUGGCAAGGGAAAGACUGUUGAUAAGGGUACCCCUGGUGACUCCAUUGAUACCAAGCCUAUGUCCAACUUAGGGAAGAGGAAGAGGUACAUGACUGAUGAAGAUGUUGUUGUGUUCAAUGGGAUGAAAGAGGCUGUAUCUGAUGUUGCUGCUGCUGUCCGUGAAAGCAUCCAUGCUGAAGCAGCACCUGGGAUCUACAAUGUUGUAAUCAACUGUCCUGGGUUCUCUAGGGAGGCUCUCAUGUAUGCCCUAAACCACAUGAUCUGGUUUAAGGACUGACAAGGGUUAGUACUUGUUUUGGUGUUUCAGAUUCACUUGUUUCAAGUCAUAAGUCCCAAAAACUCACUUGUCCUAUUUAGUGUCUGCUUUCUCUUCUGUUUGAGCAAAUUGGAUGAAAGAGGAUGUCUAUGCUGUUUCAGAUGCUUUCUCUUCUGUUUGGUUUUGGUGUUUCAGAUUCACUUGUUUGAAGUCUUGUUGUCUUGUGUGACCAAAUGGGUUUAUCUGCUAUUUGAGUUUUUUAUCUGCUAUUUCAGAUUCACUUGUAAUGUAGCUGAUAAUUCAUAGUAGCUGAUUGCUCAAACUCUCCAUGCAUGUAAAAAUAAGUGUAGCUAUAAUAUAAUCUGGUUACUGUUUACUGCUAUUUGGUUACUGUUUAUUUCAGAUUCACUUGUCUAUGCUGUUUACUGUUUUUUAUCCAUGCAUUCUAUUCUUGUAUAAUCUGGUUAAAUUAAACAAUUUACUUGAAUAUAAACAAAUCUGUUUAUUGUUUAAACGUCUGAUAAUAUAAUCACCUUUAACUU
Molecule: messenger RNA, 1613 nt
Organism: Zea mays
Lineage: Eukaryota; Viridiplantae; Streptophyta; Magnoliopsida; Poales; Poaceae
Exons: 4
Coding region: 1-1092 (363 amino acids)
Source: RefSeq, a predicted model, not a curated record